Myotis davidii is the source of this 2055-nucleotide messenger RNA. It is a transcript of the gene RNF8, whose product is annotated as ring finger protein 8, E3 ubiquitin protein ligase. Gene Ontology annotation, biological process: double-strand break repair; protein K48-linked ubiquitination; ubiquitin-dependent protein catabolic process. Gene Ontology annotation, cellular component: nucleus; cytosol; site of double-strand break. Lineage: Eukaryota; Metazoa; Chordata; Mammalia; Chiroptera; Vespertilionidae. The record is from RefSeq and is a predicted model, not a curated record. Gene Ontology annotation, molecular function: ubiquitin protein ligase activity; metal ion binding; histone binding. Bases 1 to 1557 code for a protein of 518 amino acids. The transcript has 9 exons.
AUGGGCGUGAAGAGAGUUCUAGAGAAACGUUAUGUAAGAGUUGCCUUCUGUGCCUCCACCGGGGCCAGGAUCAAACACGCAACCCAGGUGACUUUAGGCCGAGGAUUUGGUGUCACCUACCAACUGGUAUCAAAACUCUGCCCUCUGAUGAUUUCCCGAAACCACUGUGUUUUGAAGCAGAACACGGAGGGCCAGUGGACAAUUAUGGACAACAAGAGUCUGAAUGGCGUUUGGCUGAACAGAGUACGUCUAGAGCCUUUAGAGGUCUACACUCUCCACGCGGGAGACCGCGUCCAGCUUGGGGUGCCCCUGGAAAAUAAGGAGAGUGCAGAGUAUGAGUAUGAAGUUACUGAAGAAGACUGGGAGAAGAUGUGUCCAUAUCUUGCCCCAAUGAAUGAUCAGAUACUGGGGAAAAACAAGGGCUUGAGAACUAAAAGGAAAUGUAGUUUGGAUGAAUUAGAGGGUCCUGAAGCUGAAGGGCCCUCACACUUGAAAUUCAAAAUGAAUAAAGUGUCUAGUGAACCUGGCCAGCCACUGAGGUCAUGUGGGAAAGGUGAACUGGCCCGUGGACCCUCUGAACAUUUGGAACCUCAGCUGACUUCUCCUGAGCCAAGUGAGAACGUCUCAGGGGCUCAUGCUUUCUCUGGCCCCACCAAAGUCCUGGCGCUGCAUCAUCACAAGCGCAAAGCCUCAAACCCGUCAGUGUCUCAGAGCCGCUUAGAGCUGUUCAAGGUGACCAUGUCUAGGAUUCUGAAGCUCAAAACACAGAUGCAGGAAAAGCAAGUAGCUGUUCUGAAUGAGAAAAAGCAGACCCAAAAAGGGGACUCAAAGAAUAUUGUGCAGAUGGAGCAGGAACUGCAGGAUUUACAGUCGCGGCUUUGUGCAGAGCAGGCCCAGCAGGAGGCCAGAGUGGAGCAGCUAGAGAAGACUUUCGAGGAAGAACAGCAGUCUCUCCAGGGUUUGGAGAAAGAGCAAGGAGAAGAGGACCUGAAGCAACAGCUGGCCCAGGCUCUGCAGGAGCAUCAGGCUCUAAUGGAAGAGCUAAACCGCAGCAAGAAGGACUUUGAAGCAAUCAUUCAAGCCAAGAACAAAGAAUUGGAGCAGACCAAGGAAGAGAAGGAGAAGGUGCAAGCACAGAAGGAGGAAGUUCUUAGCCACAUGAAUGACGUGCUGGAGAACGAGCUGCAGUGUAUUAUCUGUUCAGAAUACUUCAUUGAGGCUGUCACCUUGAACUGUGCCCACAGUUUCUGCUCCUAUUGUAUCAAUGAAUGGAUGAAGAGGAAGGUAGAAUGUCCCAUUUGUCGGAAGGACAUCAAGUCCAAAACCCCCUCCCUGGUUCUGGACAAUUGCAUUAGUAAAAUGGUAGAUAAUCUGAGUUCUGAAGUAAAAGAACGACGAACUGACUUAAUUAAGAGACGAAAAGAGUCAGGAACCCUGGUGAGCACCGCCCACCAGCACCACCACCACCACCACCACGUUGUACUGAGGGCAAGACCAGUGCUUGCUGGCCAAGGCUGGCCCACCAGCCGGAGAGCAGGGCCCAGGGGAGGAACCUGAGCACACCGAGAGCUUCAGGAGAACACAGAGAUCGUUGUGAAGACUGCCGCGGGGGCCUUUUAAAGACUGCCAGGCAACAGAGCGCGGGGUGGUCUCAAGGAUCCUCUGUGGACUGUCUUGGGCUGCGCCGGGACAGAGCGCGGGAGAACCACGUGGGACAGAGUCUAAGUAAGAAGUCGUCCGUCACGAGCCUCCCAUGCUGGCCAGCCCGCUGCACCGUCAUCUGAAGCCCCCCGUACCCACCGCCCUACGGCCUCCGGGUACUAAACAGACUCUGCCUCACUGCGUGUUGAAUGGUUAUGUAGUUCCGUUUGCUUUUUUAAAUUUGUUGUUGUUUUGUUACUGUUUUGGUGCCUCUGCUGACCUUGUUCCGGACAGCUUGAAUGUACCCCCGUGGCUGCCCCUGACGCUAAGGCGGCCUCUAUUUGAGAGGACGGCACCCCUCUUUGUGAAAACAAGAUGUUGUUUCCUGGAAAUAAAAUGUAAAACUUAACAGUU